Molecule: messenger RNA, 3187 nt
Organism: Topomyia yanbarensis
Lineage: Eukaryota; Metazoa; Arthropoda; Insecta; Diptera; Culicidae
Product: glutathione hydrolase 1 proenzyme-like
Exons: 6
Coding region: 55-3075 (1006 amino acids)
Biological process (GO): glutathione catabolic process
Cellular component (GO): plasma membrane
Molecular function (GO): glutathione gamma-glutamate hydrolase
Source: RefSeq, a predicted model, not a curated record
AGGAAAAAAAGUUUACAAAUUAACUGUUUUCGUGUUUUGAUUUAGUUUCGAAACAUGAAUAGUAGUUUUCGAAGACAAUUGGACCAUUUAAAAUACAAAAUGGGAUCCGGAUAUAAAUAUCACCGAUUGGACUCACGAAUAAACAUCAACAAACGAAAGCUGCUGCUGGUUUCAGGCUUAGCCGCGAUCGUAGUGAUAGCAAUAGUACUAGGUCUGUAUUUUGGUUUGAAAGGUAGCAAAGAUGACGAGACGCGGAAUCUUACCGGUGGAGCAGUGACAUCCAAUGGUGCAGAAUGUGCAGAGAUUGGAGCAAAUAUUCUGCGUCAAAAUGGGUCUGCUGCGGACGCUGCAAUCGCAGUUUUGUUUUGCGAGGGUGUCACCUGUCCUCAGAGUGCUGGAAUAGGAGGCGGAUUUUUCUUAACCUUCUACGAUCGUAGUACUAGAAUCGCUCAAACGUUAGACGCUCGGGAAGUUGCACCCGCUGCUGCAACAAAAAACAUGUACGCAAACAAAUCGAAUGCAGCCGUCGAAGGAGGCUUAGCUGUUGCCGUACCUGGAGAAGUCAAAGGCUACUGGGCUGUACAUCAAAAGUAUGGCAAACUUGACUGGAAAUCUUUGAUCCAACCUACUAUUGAUCUCUGUAGAAGUGGGCAUCUUGUCACGGGCUACUUAGAUCGUAUUAUCAAAGCUCGUGAAGCGAAAAUCUUAGCAAUUCCUUCAUUGCGUGAAGUUUUCAUAAAUCCGGACACGAAUCAAACUUGGCGUGAAGGCGACCGUAUAAAGCGGUUGGUGUUGGCUGAUAGCCUUGAAAUAAUUGCACGAGAAGGUGCCGAUGCAUUAUACAGUAGUAACGGUACACUUCUACCGAAACUAAUGCGUGAUCUCAAGGGAUUUGGAAGUAUUCUAACUGAAAAAGACUUUUAUAGUUAUGAACCCCGUUGGUUACCACCAGCAUAUACUAAACUGAAAAACGACAAUCAUGUCUAUUCAAUGCCUCUACCAGGUAGUGGUCAUGUUCUAAAUUAUAUGCUGAACAUUCUAGAUGGAUAUGAUGAUCUAAACGUGAAUGAUCCUCUCACAUGGCAUCGCAUAGUUGAAAGUUUCAAACAUGGAUAUGGUUUGCGGACUAAACUCGGUGAUCCACCAUUUGUACCGGGAAUAGAGGAAUCACUGCGCAAGCUAACGAACAAAAAUUAUGCAGCAUUUAUACGCGAUGGUAUUUUAGAUGAUUCGACUUUCUCAGAUUACGAACACUACGGUGCGAUGUUUUCUAACGAAGAAGACCAUGGGACGGCACACAUAUCUGUCCUAGCUCCUAAUGGAGAUGCUGUAUCUGCUACCAGCACGAUCAACUAUGUAAAACCACGACGAAAGAAAAUUAUCGUUGCCCUGGUCAUCUUUGUUAUCCUGGUCGUUGCACUUUCCGGAGGAUUGUACUAUGGUCUUAAACACGAUUCACAGCACGUGGGUGCUGUUGUGGCUAACGGGCACGAAUGUGCUGCAAUUGGUGCUGAAAUUCUACGGAUCGGAGGAUCUGCUGCCGAUGCCGCCAUUGCUACACUUUUCUGCGAAGGAGUUACCUGCCCCCAGAGUAUGGGCCUAGGGGGUGGUUUUUUGCUGACAGUUUACGAUCGUGCUAACAAUCGGGUGGAAACUUUGAAUGCCAGGGAAACUGCUCCGGCUGCUGCCACGAUGAAUAUGUUUGUGGAGCAAAAGAAUUCCACAAGAGAUGAGCGAGGCCUUGUGAUUGCCGUUCCGGGAGAACUGAAAGGAUACUGGGUACUACACGAGCGUUAUGGAAAAUUAGAUUGGAGCACUCUGAUCCAACCUACUAUAGAUUUAUGCCGUAAGGGUCAUAUGGUUACCGGAUACCUAGAUAGGAUAUUGCAAAGGACCCAAGAUAGGAUUCUCACUGAACCAUCGCUUAGGGAAAUAUUUAUAAAUCCCGAAAACAAUAUGACUUGGAAAGAAGGUGACUACAUAAAGCGACUAGCACUAGCCGACAGUUUAGAAAUUAUCGCUAGCGAAGGAGUUCAUGCUUUGUAUAGCAGAAACGGAUCUUUACUUCCGAAAUUGAUGAAAGAUCUAAAUGGUUUUGAUAGCAUUUUGACUGAGGAAGAUUUUUAUAACUACGAACCAAAGUGGGAGCCACCGUCAACCUUGUCGAUUCGUGGUGGGAAUCAGGUACAUUCGUUCCCAUUACCUGGCAGCGGGACACUGGUGAAUUUUAUGCUUAGCGUUUUAGAUGGCUAUGAAGACCUGGAUCUCAAAGCUCCGAUCACGUGGCAUCGAGUGGUAGAGAGCUUCAAAUACGGUUAUGGUCUCCGAACGCGUGCUGGCGAUCCUAAAUUUGUCAAUCAAAUCGAAGGUCUGCUAGUGAAUCUGACCAGCGAUAGUUAUGCGACGUACGUUCGCAGCAAAAUCGACGACAAUCGCACCUUUACGGAUUACAGACACUAUGGGGCAGAAUUUGCCAACACCGAAGAUCAAGGAACGGCACAUGUAUCGGUUUUAGCCGCCAAUGGAGACGCAGUAUCUGCAACCAGCACCAUAAAUUAUCUAUUGGGAGCGAAAAUCCGGUCGCGAUCUACCGGAAUUAUUCUCAAUGAUGAGAUGGACGAUUUUUCGUCUCCUGGUGGAGUAAAUACGUACGGUCUUCCUCCAUCUCCAGCUAACUUCAUUAUCCCUGGAAAGCGACCCUUGUCAUCGAUGACACCUACCAUCGUCACAAGCGAGCAGAAUGGAGUUCGAAUGAUCAUUGGUGGGGCGGGCGGAUCACGUAUAACAAGUUCAACCGUCGCUCUUUUGUUCCGACACUUGUUCUUCGGGGAAGCCCUUGAAAGUACAAUGGCAGCCCCGCGUCUCCACCAUCAACUCGCUCCUAUGUAUGUUGAUUACGAAGUUGGAUUUGACGAAUCUAUCCUGGAAGGGUUGCGAAAGCGCGGCCAUGUUGUAAAAGAGAAAGGGCCAGAUGCUGGCUUUGCUGCUGCGACGGCCAUCACGAAGGAUGCACAGAACAAAGUGUCCGUUGCUUUUGAUCCACGGAGAGGGGGAAGUUCAGAAAUAGUAGGCUAGUUCUUGUGAAAUUUGCUGCACAAACAUGUACAUUAGACAAUUUAAUUCAAUUUUUAAGGCUGGACAAUAAACGAACACUAAGAGUGUUUUAAAUAAAAGACUAUAACGAAAA